This is a messenger RNA of Pipistrellus kuhlii (Kuhl's pipistrelle), 5805 nucleotides long. It is a transcript of the gene KIF3B, whose product is annotated as kinesin family member 3B. The record is from RefSeq and is a predicted model, not a curated record. The transcript is spliced from 10 exons. Gene Ontology annotation, molecular function: microtubule binding; microtubule motor activity; ATP binding. Gene Ontology annotation, biological process: microtubule-based movement. NCBI's taxonomy places the organism in Eukaryota, Metazoa, Chordata, Mammalia, Chiroptera, Vespertilionidae. The coding region runs from base 185 to 2428 and encodes 747 amino acids.
AGCCGCGUUGCCAAGGAAGUGAGCGGCCGCCGUCUCUCCCCAUCCGGGGCAGUGGGGAAUGGCUGAGCCCGGGAUUUGCCGCCGCCGCCGCCUCCGCCGCCGCGGGCCGGGCGGGGCCGCCGCCGCAGGACCUUAGCAUCCUGAGACAUCAUAGCCUUCAGGGUUGACCUGGUCAGAGUUCAUCAUGUCCAAGUUAAAAAGCUCCGAGUCAGUCAGGGUGGUGGUUCGCUGUCGGCCCAUGAAUGGCAAGGAAAAGGCCGCCUCAUAUGACAAGGUGGUAGAUGUGGAUGUGAAGCUGGGGCAGGUGUCUGUGAAGAACCCCAGAGGCGUGGCUCAUGAAAUGCCCAAGACCUUCACCUUUGAUGCAGUGUAUGAUUCGAAUGCCAAGCAGUUUGAACUCUAUGAUGAGACGUUCCGACCGCUUGUGGAUUCUGUUCUGCAGGGUUUCAAUGGGACGAUUUUUGCCUAUGGACAAACAGGGACUGGGAAAACCUACACAAUGGAAGGAGUCCGUGGUGACCCUGAAAAAAGAGGGGUCAUCCCUAACUCAUUUGAUCACAUCUUCACCCAUAUCUCUCGAUCUCAGAAUCAACAGUACCUGGUCAGGGCUUCUUACUUAGAGAUCUACCAAGAGGAGAUCCGAGAUUUGCUCUCCAAGGAUCAGACCAAAAGGCUUGAGCUCAAAGAGAGGCCUGACACUGGAGUGUAUGUGAAAGACCUGUCUUCCUUCGUCACCAAGAGCGUGAAGGAAAUAGAGCACGUGAUGAAUGUGGGGAACCAGAACCGAUCUGUCGGUGCUACUAACAUGAAUGAGCACAGUUCGCGUUCUCAUGCAAUUUUUGUCAUCACCAUCGAGUGCAGUGAGGUGGGCCUUGAUGGAGAAAACCACAUCCGUGUAGGGAAACUGAACCUGGUAGAUCUUGCUGGCAGUGAACGGCAAGCCAAGACUGGUGCACAAGGGGAAAGACUGAAGGAAGCGACCAAGAUCAACCUGUCCCUUUCAGCCUUGGGUAAUGUCAUCUCUGCCCUGGUGGAUGGCAAAAGCACUCACAUUCCAUAUCGGGACUCAAAGCUUACCAGGCUCCUCCAAGAUUCUCUUGGUGGCAACGCUAAAACUGUGAUGGUGGCCAACGUGGGGCCUGCCUCUUACAAUGUAGAGGAAACUCUGACCACUCUGAGAUAUGCCAACCGUGCCAAAAACAUUAAGAACAAGCCAAGGGUCAACGAGGACCCUAAGGAUGCCCUCCUUCGAGAAUUCCAGGAAGAGAUUGCUCGGCUCAAGGCCCAGCUAGAGAAACGGUCCAUUGGCAGGAAAAAGAGGCGAGAGAAGCGGAGGGAAGGUGGCAGCAGCAGUGGGGGUGGGGAAGACGAGGAGGAUGAGGGAGAAGAGGGUGAGGAAGAAGGGGAUGAUAAGGAUGAUUAUUGGCGGGAACAGCAAGAAAAACUGGAGAUUGAGAAGCGGGCCAUUGUCGAGGACCACAGCUUGGUUGCAGAGGAGAAGAUGAAGCUGCUGAAAGAGAAGGAGAAGAAGAUGGAGGACCUGAGGCGGGAGAAGGAUGCUGCCGAGAUGCUGGGUGCCAAAAUCAAGGCCAUGGAGAGUAAGCUGCUUGUGGGAGGAAAAAAUAUAGUAGAUCAUACCAACGAACAGCAGAAAAUCUUGGAGCAAAAACGGCAGGAAAUUGCAGAGCAGAAACGUCGAGAAAGAGAAAUCCAGCAACAGAUGGAAAGUCGAGACGAGGAGACCUUAGAACUUAAAGAGACCUACAGCUCGUUGCAGCAAGAGGUGGACAUCAAGACCAAAAAACUCAAAAAGCUCUUCUCCAAGCUCCAGGCGGUGAAGGCAGAGAUCCAUGACCUCCAAGAAGAGCACAUCAAGGAGCGGCAGGAGCUGGAGCAGACUCAGAAUGAGCUCACCAGGGAGCUGAAGCUCAAGCAUCUUAUUAUAGAAAACUUCAUCCCUCUGGAAGAAAAAAGUAAAAUUAUGAAUAGAUCCUUCUUUGAUGAAGAGGAAGAUCAUUGGAAACUACAUCCUAUAACCAGACUGGAGAACCAGCAGAUGAUGAAGCGGCCCGUCUCCGCUGUGGGAUAUAAGAGACCAUUGAGCCAGCACGCAAGGAUGUCCAUGAUGAUUCGUCCAGAGGCCCGAUAUAGGGCAGAAAACAUUGUGCUGCUAGAGCUGGACAUGCCCAGCCGGACCACCAGGGACUAUGAGGGCCCUGCCAUUGCCCCCAAAGUCCAGGCGGCACUGGAUGCCGCUCUGCAGGACGAAGAUGAAAUACAGGUGGAUGCGUCAUCCUUUGAAAGUACUGCAAAUAAGAAAUCCAAGACCAGGCCUAAAAGCGGAAGGAAGUCGGGAUCCUCCUCCUCUUCCUCAGGAACCCCUGCAUCUCAGCUUUAUCCGCAGUCUCGGGGGCUGGUUCCAAAGUAAAGCCAGUUCCUGCUCUCCUGGGGUUUAAACAGCAUUGCCUUCUGAGAAAAGAGAUGAGCAAAUACCUGCAGAGACGACUCCAGCCCAAACUCAGAACAUUCCCCUGGGGAGAAGCGAUGGCGUCUUUGCAGAUGAACCAACCUAAUCUGGCUGAAAGGUGCUGGUCCUAACCUGGCAUUCAGCUCUGGGCAACGUCCCUUAAUUAGCAUCUCAGAUAUGCAUGGGUAAGGUAAUGGGCGAUAGUCGAAGUGGAAAGCAAGAGGAUGACCAGUGACCUUGCUUCCCUUCUCCCUUGCCUUCUCCCCCUUUCUCUCCCUUCCCUUCUCCCCUCUCCUUUUCUAGUCUGUUCUUUAUACUGGGCUCCCUUCCUGUUGAACAAUAGGGCAGAAUCAGGAGUCACCUUAGCAGGACCAAGUCUUCAGAGCCUCAGGAUAAAAUAACAGUGAGGUUGAAAAGUGAAAGCCCUAGAACUUGAAUACGUGCUUGUUCUUGUAGGUUGAAAUGAGAAAUCUCAUUUGGACCCAAACCCCCAGUGGGCAUGAUCCAUGCUCCUCGGUAAGAAGGGGAUCUGUCUUUGGGAUCUGCCGAAUGAGGAAAUGUUUUCCGAGGAAGCUACCAAUUUCGCUCCUGAGGGGUUAAUGUUGGAAGCAAUAGAAAUCACAUUCCCUUUGCCUCCUUGGAGAGUUUAGAGGCAUCUUUAAAAACCUCAAAACCAUGACCAUCCUGUCAAAGACAUAAUCUGUAAGCUGAUGCCAUGUCCAUCCACCGUGUCAUUUUACUCUUCAUUUGUCACCAUCUUUAGCCAAGUGUGUGUACUCUGAGUGUCCUUCCCAGGCCCAUCUGCCUCCUGAGCAUGCUCUACAGUGGGCCUGUUUUGUGGGAGAAGGGAGGCUGGCUCUGCCUUCUCUGUUUGGACAAAAGUAGGGGGAAUGAGGCAUAUGGUGGCACAUCUGAAUUCCCCAUUUUGUCCCAUAUUUACGUAGAGAGCUAAGGGUACUGGGCAGAUGCAGAGACAGUGACAUGCGGCUCAGGGCAAUGUGAAGCGAAGACAAAGGUGGGAGCAAAUGAACCUGCCUGCCUUCAGCUGAAACUUGCCCAAUCCUAGGAUGGUGGCUCUCCCAGGCAGAGCCUAAAGUGGUGGCUAGGAGGUGCUGUGUGACUGCAUAGGCUCAGAGGAGCUAGAGAUUCCCCGUUUACAUAUACUAGUUGGUUUAUAAGUUUUAGUUCUUUGUAUUAUUGAAAUUCAAAGCUUCAUUUUAUGUUGGUCAUUAGGUGACUGUUAGUCCUUUUUCCCCCAAGAGACACUCUUAAGAGUGUGUGGAUGUGCAAGCACAAUGGUGCCUGUGUUCUUUGAGUGUGUCCACGUGUGUCUGCAAGAGAAAAAGAUAGAGACCAAGAACUUGCCCAGUUUUAGAAAUACACUAAUGUACAGUUGUUGCCUUUGUCUGUAUUAAAGGCCCACUGAAUGACUAAUCCAGGUCGGAAACACUCCCAUGUGGGUGUCUGAGUCCACGAGCCAAGCCUGAGGGGACGGUGUGAGUCCCCGGGUCUGCCUCACUGGUGUACCUUGCUGGCAUGGUGCCUCAGGAAGGUGGCGACUCAGGUGGGCCUUGAGUUAUAUUUUAACUCAGCUGCUCAGUUCCCAGGGCACAUUUCUGGAUCAACCUGUGGGAAAGAGGAGGUACCAAGUGCAAUCACAGCAUUCUGCAAAUGGAGAUCUGUCAUCUGGCAGCUUAUCUCCUUUCUAGUUACUAUUCUUUCUGAACCCAGGGUCCUUUUCAGUAAUUCGCAGAGCCUAAAGGAGCCUUCCCUCAUCUUCCUUGGGAUCAAACCCUGCUUCUCUCUUAUUUACUAAGACUUGACCUGUUUGAAUAGGAACCGAAUGACCAGGUUGUAGCCUAAGAUGGUUUUUUGCCAGUUACUCCUGUCUGUUGCCCCCAAUUUUUUCAAAGCUCGUAUGAAUUCCACAGACUGAAAAUAUUCACCUGGCAAAUUUUGAAAACUGAACACUGCAGAUAACACGAUACCUUAAUACUGAUGUCUCAAGGUGGCUAUUCUGACCAAGGGUGGUUGCGUGACCAUAGAGCUUUUCUAAGAAGGCAAAGGAAGAAAGCUAAGUUGACAAGCAGGGUCAGUAAAACAGCCUGCCUCGCACUCAUCUGAUGGUCUGUGAACAAAGAGGAAGAACACCUGAGUGGAGGUGAGGCUGCCCCUUCCCAAGCAGUCUCCGGUGCUUUUCUUCUCUCAAAGAGGAUCCGAUAAAUAUUUGAAUAGAGCAGAUAGCAGAACCUAAGCUGCUGUGUUGGACUCUGAUUUGAGCCAAAUGUGUGGAGGACCUCCCAGGCCCACCGAGGGACCAGGUUUCCCUGUCUGUAGUCAAGCUAGAAUGUUCCAAGCCAUCUGAGGGCCAGCAGCGGUUAGUGAAGUCUGGAAGCCAACCUAACACCAUGUAAGAAGAUCAUCCGAGAGAAGGAGUUUGAGACUGUGCAGCCUUCAUCAGGCACCUUUUUGCUCUGAUCAGUAGGAAUGUAUCUGGCUUUAUAUUUUAAAGUCACCUGUCUCCCAGACCCCUGGAUCCAGAACCCAAGGCCAGAAAUCAUAGGCAUGAAGCACUUUCUUAAGACUGACUUAGCGUUGGACUGUUCCCUAUCGAAUGCCUGCCUGCAUGCUGCUUAAAUUGCACCAUUCACACCUCCAUGACCAAGGGCAUCAGAUCUCUGCAGCUCAGGCAUGGGCCGGGGCUGCUCUCUGCUUUUCCUGCCUGACUCUUGGAAGUCCUCCCUCACUGAAUGUAAAAUUGUUGCCAAGUUGCUGAGAAGUGUCAAUUCCCUGUUGUUAACGUGGGAUAUCAGUUCUGCCUCACAUUUCCCACUAGAGGUCAAGGCUCACUGCAAGUAACACCUUGGGCCAUCAUGAACACCAUCAGUGGGCGAAAAUGGGGCUAUUAAUAUACUCUAAAAGCCAUAAUGAAAACGCUCAGAGGAAACUGGAUAAGAACAGUGGGCCUGGCUAGUGUCUAUCUCACAAGGUUUUGUCUUGUGCUGUUCAGAAAUCUGCCACCUUUCUCCUUGCCCUUGUUUCUUCAGUGAAAUGCUUUUGAGGUUAUUUAUGAAAUGAGUAAUCCUGGUGCAGGAAGGAGGUAGUGGGCUUUAUGGCUCUUUAGAGUUAAUAUUGAUCUUGACCUUCUCUUUGGCUACCUUUAGACAAAGAACACGCCAAUACUUGGGGCUCUAAGUUUUACAAUUAAUAUUUAUUUGUAUCAUCUCUUUGUCUAGGAAUGUAAAAGUGAUUCUAAACUAAGAUGUGUAAUAAAAAUCAAUCAGAUUUAUUGUACCUACAAAAAAGUGUCCUCAUAAAUGACUAAUGCUUUUGAAGAU